This is a messenger RNA of Rhea pennata, 1122 nucleotides long. RefSeq names its product MKRN2 opposite strand (gene MKRN2OS). Bases 29 to 679 code for a protein of 216 amino acids. The transcript is spliced from 4 exons. NCBI's taxonomy places the organism in Eukaryota, Metazoa, Chordata, Aves, Rheiformes, Rheidae. The record is from RefSeq and is a predicted model, not a curated record.
CGCGCCGCGCGGCCGGACCCGCGGCCGCAUGGAGGCGGCGGAGGCGGCCAUCGUGCGGCUGCGGCACUGCGGCCCCGACAUCUUCUGCCGCCGCCCGCCGGAGCGGUGCCCGGCCUGCGGCCGCCCCCUGCGCGGCGGCGGCGCGCUGCCCGACGCCCCCGUGCGCCUCCCCAGCCCCUUCCGCCGCGGGCACCGCCAGCGCGGCGCCUUCGUGCUGCGGCCCGCGGCCGGCGCCGCCUUCCUCGGAGGAUACGACGGGAAGUCUGAUCUUCACGUUGGAAUAACCAAUACUAACGGCAUAGUGUAUAAUUACGAUGAGGAGGGCAUUCACAGAGAUGAAACUGGAUGGGAACAGUGCAUUAGUAUACCACUAGUACAGCCAGACAUGUUUGGGCUUCUUCACCAGUGGGAUAAGCUCCUAGAGGAAUUUUCUGCAGGAGAGGCCUGGCUACCUCACAGGUAUGAAGAACAUGACCACAACUGCUACACAUAUGCACUAGCAUUUAUUAACAGUGUGCUGACUGCACAGGGGAAGCAGCAAAUGAGUAAAAGUGAAUUCACAGAGAAGUUUGUGAUCCCACAAACAAAGAGAGCUUCUAGAUACAUUACUCUGCAUCAGGAGUUAACAGCUAAUGAGUUCUACAUUGUAUAUCAUCCUGAUCAAGAAAAACUGUGCUGAAAAUAACAAGCUGCUACAUUAAAACAGCUACAAAGGGAAUUCUUAGCAUCCAACUUUCAUGGUUUAAAAUAUUUGAUCAGUUUGCUGUAUUUAAAAACACAAUUUACUUCACAUAUAUUGAUGUGCCUGUUAUGAGUAAAUCAUGCUGUUUACUGGUGAUGAAACUCUAUUUGUGUAUGUGAAUGAAGUGACAUGCACUUUACACACUAUUGAAAAUUUCUGUGGGAACUGUUCAUAUGGAAAAAUGUUUUACCAUUUAUAUUUGCUAUACAGCGUGUUCCAUCAAGAUAUUUACCACUAGAAAUCCUAACUGCUGUGUAAUUAAGGGUUCUAACAGAUGAACGGUGGUAACUUAAGCUGUAGCUAACCAAAAUGUUAUUUUCCCAACUGUCACAAUUUUUUUUUAUAGACGGGUUUAAAUAAAAAGGGCAUUUGUGCCUGCA